GACGGCCAACACCAAAUGAAUACCCAGUGCGGUGUGCAAACUUUGCCACUAAGGAGACAAGGUGGCCAGGUAUGGUUGUUGGCCAUCCACUCCCUUCGUGUGCCGUGCCUUCCUUCUUAGUUGCUCACUAACGGUACUUUCCCCAACAGUCUGUUAAGGCUAUACUGGGGAUCUUUGUGAGAACCUAUAGUUUUCUGUAUCCAUUCCUGACUGAGUAAAAAUACAAUGAAAAUUAAAAUUUCUAACUUUUGUUUCUCUUUCUAAAUUCAUUAUGUCCGUGUAGCUUGUUGGAUUAGUGAAUUGCUUGUGGGUGUGUAUGCGUAUUCCAAUUGAACAUGUGCUUGAAUUGUUACCAACUUGGGCUGUUAUUUGCAUCUGUACAAGUAUGUAUAUGCAUGGUUCUUCAUUGUUAGACAUGCGAAAAAAAGGCCUGUUCUAUGCCUUCCACCACAGGAUGGGAAUAGGUUCCUGCCUUUUACCAGAUCAAAUAAUUAUUUGACAGUGAAGAGAUCUAGUAAGGCCAGUUUAUCUAAGGAGAAUAUUGCUCAGCACAAGAAAAUUAAUAUGAAAAGCAAAAUGCUCUCCCAGGGAAGACCAUGAAAGUAAAGGAUACAUUUCUGAAAUUUGGUUCUUCGUAAGAUGCAAAUGAAACAUAAGAGAUGGAAACCGUGGUUGUAUUUUCAGUGUACAGCUACCUGGGAAAGUAAUUAUGAUCUGAAAAUAGUUUUGCGAUGACAGCUGUAGUCUUGACGUGUGAAUAAAAUACUCGUUAAUGCUUGGAGUAAAAAAACGGGUAAUUUUUUUUCUUCCACAAUGUAACCAAAUUGAAAGAGUGACUUAACUAAAACCAUUAAUUGUGUGUUUUGUUGAUUAGAAUUGCUGCAAGGUGUAUUGGAAUCCUGACCAAAAUUACUUGUGAGAAGAUGACAUACUGACCGUUUUAAAAGAAGCUGGUCAUACAGGACUUUGCAUGACAUUGCAGACCAGUUUUUCUAAAAUUUAUUUUAACGGUCCAUGCGAUUUGCAGGAUUCAGUGGAAAUGCUCAGCCCAGCAGUCUAGCUGGAUCAAGAUGGAAUGACGGCAUAUUACUACGAUUCCUAGCGGUGACUGCACAUUGUGUGAUACCAACCAGCAGAAACUAUUGAUUUGUGUCACGGCCUGAAGUGGCAUAAUUUACAGGGUUAGGUAGUAAAUAAUAAACAGGAAAACCUCGCCAUACGCAGCUUUAUAGAACACAUUUUUCGGCUAUGCACGGUUUGAUUAAUGAGGUCUAUUUUCUAGAGCACGGAGGGACGAGUGAUGUUUUGGCUAUGCGCGGUUUGACGCUGCUGAGAUUGUUAUCUCCGCAUCGUAAAGUAGUGCGCAGUCCUCUUGUGUACUUUACUGUAUAUGCUGCGCGGUCAGCUUGUACGUUUUAAUGUGGAUAUUUUGUGAUAUGCCUGUAUUUUCUAAUAGGCAUUAAUCGACCAAACAGGCUCCCCCCCCCCCCCAUGAGUGCUUUUUUUUUUCCAGAGCCUCUUAAGCAGAAAGUAAUGGACUCAGCAAUGGCCAGGAUAUGUGCGUUGGUCCAAUGAAUUGGCAGCUGUUGCAGGAAGCACGGGCAAUGUCCAUUGACAUGUCGGCACACUGGCAUAGGAAAUUCGUGUGUUGGUUAGCGUGCAGGCUGCUGGCGGGGAAACGUGAUGAAGGGAACACCUCACCUGCGGGAUAGCAGCACUGUGUUGAUGAAGUAUCUUCACUUCCCCAGCUGUUGUUUCAAAAGUGUGACAUUUUUUCAGUGGCUGAGAAGGAAAAGGUGUAAGAACCGGCAGCCUUUUUUUUUCCCUUUUCCCCCCCCCCCCCCCCGAUUUUUUGGGGUGUUGCCAAAUUGAUUGAAAAUAAAUAAAUGAAAAUGUAGUUCACCCACAGCGUGAUCACAGCAUUUAGCGGGAAUAAACUUUAAGUUGAACAUUGAAGCACAUUGUUUUUGCAUAUAUUUGAUAAAUCGUAGGAAUAUUUUUUUGUAAACAAAUUGGCACUUGCUACUCAUGUUCAGUUAAUUUUGUUUUCAACGUGCCUUUGAAUAUUCUUUUGAACAUGGCUUUCCACAGCAGUGUUAUUGUCGUAGGUUCCUUUUAAAAAGCAUAUGUAAGUACAGUGUCAAGUUUUCUUUCUGGAAACUGAUGUCACAGCCGAGCACAAGCUUUAGUGUUAUUAAUCUGGUAAUUUUGUCCAUUUGUAUGCAUUGCGAAAUGCAUGCAAUGAUGUUGUUGCAAUAAGAAAGACUGCAAGCCUUCAUCAUUCCGCUUCAGUGAACAUUGUGCAUGGUGUAACAAUAAUUGUAACUUUCUGAAAUUGCGUUCUUGGAAUUAAGUUUUAAACUGAUGCACUUGGACUUGGAAGUGUGGAAUCAGAUUUGCAAAUCCAUAUUUACGUGGAGGGGGCGGUGGGGAUAUUGGUGCUUUUCUGCCGUAGAACUCUGUCUUUUAGGCUUAACAUGAACGUGCGGGUUAAUUAGUGCACGUGACUUGCUCUAUACUGUAUAUACUACAUGCUCGGGCAAUUCCUUGCAAUAGGAAAAUAAAUCGGUGUUUAAGACAGACAAUGUUUGUGUUAGUGUAUGGGUCAGAAAGUAGAAGAGAAGCUUCGAGCCUUUUAAGUACUUGUCGAGCAUGCCUGUAAUUGCGAUCCACAGCUUAAGAAUAGAACAUCACUAAGAAUGUGCAGAUGCUCUCGGAAAAAAAGGUUUGCAAUGGGUGAAACGCAUCAAUAGGAUGUAGGGUAUAUGUUGAACUUUUUUCACACCGUACGUAGCCAACCGUGCUUAUUGGAUGGCAGAUUACUGAGACGGGCAUUGGCGUGGGUAACUAAAGAGUGAUGACCAAUGGAAAUACCUCGCCAGAUGGUGGAGACACUCCUAAAAGUGGACCUUGAAGUUGGAUGUCAACUUAACAACUACAGAUCUCGCAGAAGUAUGGAUGAGAGAACAGCUCCCGGGUCGUGGGCUGCAGGCAGCCAGACAAGCCCCUCCUACGACUCUGCCAGGGGAUAUAACCACAGCCCCCAAUACAAUGACCACAUGGGCGACAGAGGAAUGGGCUCUCACGACGGCAUGCCUUCAGCGUUUCUCAACUCCAGUUUAAUGAGUAAGGCGUCAGAGCGAGGACAUUAUUCGUCAUACAGCAGAGAUCCUUCGAUGCCUAGUUGCCAUCAGCCUGGGAUGCUGGGGUCAGAGCUGGGCAUGACGAGCCCAGGGCCCAUGUCUCCGCAUGGAAAGCCAGGCUCCCCUUACUACCCGUUUGUCGCCACGAACCCCCGCCGGAGACCUCUGCCCGACUCUCCAGGCAUCGAUGUUGCAAGUAAGAAGAUCAGGAAGAUUCCUCCAGGGUUACCAUCCUCUGUGUACGCACCCUCGGUCGCAGCAGACGAGUUCAACCGCGAGUCGCCCAGCUACUCGGCCAAACCGCCUGGCAGUAUGUUCUCCAGCCCCUACUUCAUGCAAGAUGCUGCGCACGGCUCUUCGGACCUCUGGAGUUCAUCCAAUGGCAUGAGUCAGCAGGGUUACAGCAGCAUGCUGGGAGCAUCGGCUGGUCACAUGACGCAGCCAGGAGGCUACAGCAGCCUGCAUCCGCAUCCACAUCCACAUGAGCGCUUGAGCUACCCGUCGCACUCCCCCGCGGACCCCAACCUCAGCCUCCCGCCGAUGGCCAGCUUUCCGCGCACAACCGGCAGCUCCACUGCAUACGUGUCCAACUCCCGCACGCCGCCCGUUAACGGAUCCGAUUCCAUGAUGGGUACGCACCACUCUUCGAGUAGAGGGAACGCGGCAGGUGGAUCUCAAACGGGUGACGCCCUCGGGAAGGCCUUGGCAUCUAUUUAUUCACCAGAUCACACCAGCAACAGCUUUCCAUCCAACCCCUCCACACCAGUCGGCUCUCCCCCACCACUCACAGGUGCGGCACAGUGGUCACGGACCGCGGCACAGGCGCCUUCAUCUCCCAACUAUGAGAGCUCCUUGCACUCACUGAAAAGUCGCGUGGAGCAGCAACUUCAUGAGCACUUGCAGGAUGCCAUGUCUUUCCUAAAGGAUGUCUGCGAGAGUCGGAUGGAGGACCGGCUGGACCGACUCGACGACGCCAUCCACAUCCUGCGGAACCACGCCGUUGGGCCCUCCACAAGCAUGCCCGGCGGCCACGGCGGGGACAUGCACAGCCUCCUGGGGCCCUCGCACAACGGCGCCAUCGGGGGCCUCGCUGCCAACUACGGCACGGGUGCCCUGUCCGCGAGUCGGCACUCCGCCAUGGUGAGCUCUCACCGCGACGAUGCUGUGGGGCUCCACUCAAGCUUGUCCAGCGUCAUGACGGCCCAGCCCGGGAGCGACCUUACCUCCACACAAGAUUCCUUCCGAGGCCUGGGCGGUGGCCUGACCACCUCUGGUGGUGGGGGGCAGGCGGGCAGCAGCGUGAGUGGUGGUUCGCAGAGCAGUGGCGUAGAGGUCAAGUCGGAGGACAAGGAGAAGGACGAGAACGAGGACGGGAAGUCGUGCCGCAACGACCGCGACAAGAACGAUGACGACAAAGACGACAUUAAGUCAGUGACACGGGGCAGGUCAAGAAGUGGCGACGAGGAUCUACUGCCGGAGGAGCGCGAGGCCAAGGAGCGCGAGCGGCGGAAGGCGAACAACGUGCGGGAGCGCAUCCGCGUGCGUGACAUCAAUGAGACCUUCAAGGAGCUGGGCCGGCUGUGCCAGACGCACCUCCGGACGGACAGGGCCCCCACCAAGCUGGGAAUCCUUCACCAGGCCGUGCAGGUCAUCACCAGCCUCGAGCAGCAAGUCCGAGAGAGGAACUUGAAUCCGAAAGCUGCCUGCCUUAAGCGCAGAGAGGAGGAGAAGGUGUCGGGGCUCCCCUCGGAACCUGGCUCGGGACACCCAGGCAUGGGCGACACUCCAUUGGGACACAUGUUCUCAGUGGAUGGUGUUGGCCAUUUCUGAAUUCUCCGACGCUGCGAAGCUGUAAAAGCUGUCCAUAUGUGCACGAACUCGCGCGCACACACACACACUUACACGGACACACGUACGUACUACAACACUCGAGCAAGCUGCUGCUGCUGCUGCUGCGUGUGGUCUUCAGCUGCCCACCCAACCUGCCCAAGAAGACGAGCAGAGGACAAACUCCCCUGCACAUCCCCGUCUCCCCCACUGCCCCCAACCCACCGGGAGUCCAACCCAAUUCAUCACCUCCCUCCCUACGCCCCAAGAAUGUGUGUUGACCCACAACGAAUGUUGACAUAUCCAGUAACUUCUGUUGCCAGCGAAGAUUGCAGCCUGCCAGAAGUUUGGCAGCCAAUUCUCCCCCACAUGUUGUGCGGGAGAGUUUCAUUGUGCCUAAAAAAAAAAUUUAAAGUCUGACUUAAAAUGCACAGUAGUCGUAAUAAAUGUAUUUAUUACAAACCUUUUGAUUUUUUUAGAACAUGGGUGGGGGGAAAAUAUGCUUUUGAAAGGGAUGUCUGUGUUGAGUUUUUAUGAAUUAUCGUGCUCGUUCACCUAGUGUGUUAGGAAACCUGCUGGCAAAGAGAGGCUUGUGCCAGUGGAGUUUUACAAAAAUGAAAAAAAAAUGUAUACAAAAAGCAGAAAAAAAGAAAAAAUAUAUAAAAAACAAAUUGACCCCAGCAUUCCCUAAAUCUUGACCUGUUGUCUUAAACUAAAAAAGGGAGAACAUUAUUUUGUACUGUCCAUUCCAUUUGACCAGAGUAACAAACUUUGUGUGAAAUGGUGUAAAACUCAAUCAGCUUAUGACAUUCAUUUACACAUCUUCACAUCAUGAAUAAAAAAAAGUUACUAAAUGUGACACCAGCCAAUAGCAGACAUGAUUAUGAACUCCAUGCAGAUAUGGUAUAGCAUUGUAUUUCUUACAAAUAAUUGUGGUUCUGUUCGACGAUUGUUGCGUUGUCAUUUUUUUGCGGUUUGAUUUCUAUGAAAAUGUUUUCUAUCUUUGUGCUACACUAUUUUCUUUAUUACGGUUUUCUAGACGUAUACAGUGCAUUUGUAAAAAAAAAAGGGAGUCGUUUUUUUCCGAUCCCCUGUGAAAUUUUUAUUGCAGAGUGUAAUUAUAUGCCAUUCGUGUCGUUACCUUGUUUUAUUAAGCACAUCAUAUCCAGCACCCAACUUAAUGGAAAUAUCUGCGAACAAAGCACAAACAACAACAAAAAGGGAAGAAAAUUAAAAUGUAUAAGCUUGACAAAUGUCUUUCAGUGGAUAAAACAUACCUAUUUUACUGUUCAUGUUCCUUUAAAAAAUAUAUAUAAUUGUGUUAAACAUUUUAUGGUGGAUGUCAUUUUUUUUCUGCUGCCAUCCACCAGCAGCUACAGUAAAACAAAUUACUUCGCAAACUCGGCAGUUUCAGACCUUUACAUUUCAGCAACCUAUCGCCAUUGCGCCCGUAGUGCAGAAAACUUUUAUAUUGUAUAUCAUACCGUAAUUAGUUUUGCCAACUACCAUACUUAACCGUCUUCCAGUCUUGUUCAUACAUACGUUAUCGUGUUAAUCAGCGAGGGAGAAAUAUCAACAUCUUGCCGUGCCCCUGCCCUUCCAACUUCAUCGGUGGCUGUGAAAUCGGGACGUUAAACUUCACCUAGCCAAGUGGAGUGUGGUGCUACUUAGCAGCGCCCCGAUUUGCUUUUGUGUAGGCAUGGAGCAUCUAGCGCGCCCGAAGCGCCCGUGACAACACAAGUGUUUUGCGUUUUCGAACGCAAGCGGCUCGACGUAGCUCACUCAUUACCACGAGGGCCCAACGGAGAAAUGUUUAAAUCCUCCCAAAGACUGGACAAUAAUCAAUCGCACGAAACCCAAGAUUGCGUCAACAACAAAAAGUUUGGGGGGGGGGGGGGUGGUCUACCUUUAUCAUUAAAAAGUCCUGUCAUUUUUUAUCAUUACACAUUAAAACAAUUAAGGAGGUUAUGCUUUGGCUUGUUUACUAGAUGUUGUAAGGAGCAGUUGAUAUGAACAUCUUGAGUAGCUUGACGGGAGAACAAAAAUUAAAACGGGGAAUCAGGCUGACCGCACGCGCAAAAAAAAUCACCAUUUCCGUAUGGUUGUGUGCUGACUUUGUGCCGUGCAUUAAUUAUAUUUUUUAUUAUUUCGUUCGUACACUUCAGAAAGCAUUUAGUGGUGUAUGUACUGUACAUACUGUAGCUUUUAUUGCGAGACAUGACUUCAACGUGUGGCCUUGUUCAUUUCAGUAUUUGGAGGAUAAAACAACGGGGCUGGGUGGUUGUUGUGCCAUUGCAGAGCCUUGUUUUGCGAAGCGUGUUUGAAGCCGCUAUUUUGAUUUUGCUAUUAACUAUAUAGACUUUGUGGUAUGCGCUGAAAGCAAAGCUGUGCUUAAGGAUAAAGAAAGGUACAUUCGGCUUAUUUUUCACUGUAGCUAGCCUUUUAUACCAUAAAUCUUGUAUGAAAUUUCUGGAAUGCAGGAUAUUACUCUUUCUAGAUUUUUGAAAUCGAAAAAAGUUUGCGUAAAAAUUUAAAAAGUUUGUUACUUUAUUUUACUACUGUAGGUAGCAAAGCUAGUUAUUUUGCCAUAAAUUGUUAAUGAUAUUGCCAGGCGUAUGGUAGUAAGUAAGUUUAAAUUUAAAAAAACGCAGUGUAGUUUAUCGCUAGUUUAGUGCCUAUAAAAUAGCCUGUUUUAAUUGUAAAAGUAAGUUGGAAUUGGAGAGCUCAGCUGUGUUUGCAUUUCCGUCACGUCCAACCUUUCAGAUUCAUAGCCGAGUGGGAAAAAAAUGGUUAAAUUGCUGGGACCCUACGUGUUUCCGGUCAACAAGUCUGUUUCAACUUUGUUUCUGUCUGUAGUUACUUCAAAACUCCUGUAUGUAUAUAACAUUUAUGUAGCAAUAAAUGUGCCAUUUUUGUAACAAUAAA
Molecule: messenger RNA, 7895 nt
Organism: Petromyzon marinus (sea lamprey)
Lineage: Eukaryota; Metazoa; Chordata; Hyperoartia; Petromyzontiformes; Petromyzontidae
Product: transcription factor 12-like
Biological process (GO): regulation of transcription by RNA polymerase II
Cellular component (GO): chromatin; transcription regulator complex
Molecular function (GO): DNA-binding transcription factor activity, RNA polymerase II-specific; RNA polymerase II cis-regulatory region sequence-specific DNA binding; protein dimerization activity
Source: RefSeq, a predicted model, not a curated record